AUGCACGCGUAUCGCCUCGUGACAAUCAUCCAACGAAUAGGUUCUGUUUCUUCUUCAAGAUUUUACUCAACGACAUUUGCUACAUCAAAACGAUUCAUGGCUACUAAAAGCACUAACGAUUCAGUUCCUCGUAUUGAUGACAAAGAUGGAACAUAUUCAUCUGGAUGUACACUUUCUUAUUGGCUUGAUUCACUUGAACGACCAAAAUUUCCUAAAUUAACUGAAAAUAAAACAUGUGAUUAUGUUGUUGUUGGUGCUGGAAUUGCUGGUAUAACAAGUGCAUAUUGUCUUGCUGAACAUGAUCCAUCAAAACAAAUCAUAUUAAUUGAUGAUGGUGAAAUAUGUUCAGGUGAAACAGGUCGAACAACAGCACAUUUACAAAUUGAAUAUGAUGAUCAUUAUUAUUCAAUUGCACAUAUGUUUGGUGAUGAAACUGCUCGACUUGUUUGUCAAUCAAAUCAUCAAGCAGUUGAUUUUAUUGAAAAUCUUGUUAAAAAAGAAAAUAUUGAUUGUGAAUUUGAACGUUUACCUGGUUAUUUAAUUCCAGCAAAAGAUAGUCAUAUAAAAGAUGUUAUUGAGAAAGAAUUUAAAGCAUCAUCAAAAGCUGGUAUGACUGUUGAAUUACUUGAUUCGGAUACUAAAAAACCAAAAUAUCCAGUUGAUUAUCCUACAUCACAUUGGCUUCGUUUUCCUAAUCAAGGUCAAUUUCAUCCAUUAAAAUAUUUAUAUGCAUUAACUCAAAUAUUAACAAAAAAAUUUAAAAAUGUUCAAAUUUUUACUAAUAGUCAUGUUUUGGAUAUAAACGACGAUAAUAAAGAAGAUGGAACAGGAGAAGUUUAUGUUGUUACAUCAGAUAAUAAACGAAUUGAUUGUAAAAAAAUGAUUUUAGCAACAUAUAUGCCAAUCAACGAUCGUGUAACAAUGGUUACUAAAAUGGCUGAAUGUCGAACUUAUGCUAUGGCAUUUGAAGUCGAAAAGGGCGCUAUUGAACGAGCACUUUAUUGGGAUACAGAUGAACCAUAUAAUUAUUAUCGUUUAACAACUGAUGAUAAAUUAAAUUCAUCGAAAGAACUUUUAAUUGUUGGUGGAAAAGAUAAUUUAGUUGGACACGAAUUAACUUCAUAUGAAGAAACAUUCGCAUCAUUGGAAUCAUUAGCACGUGCAAAAUUUCCCAUAGCAGGAAAAUUACGUUAUCGUUGGUCAGGACAAGUAGUAGAACCUAUCGAUGCAUUGCCAUUUCUUGGUCUUAAUCCUGGAAAUAAAAAUAUUUAUAUAAUAACAGGUGAUUCAGGAACUGGUAUGACAAAUGGUACAAUUGGCGCAUUACUUUGUCGUGAUCUUGUCUUUGGACUUGAUAAUCCAUGUGCGAAAAUAUAUGAACCUAGUCGACAAAUGACUAAAAAUCCAUUUGGAUAUAUAAAACAUAAUAUUGAAGCAGGUGCAUCACUCUUUGAUUAUGUUACUGGUAGCAGUUGUCCAGCAGAUAUUGAAGAUUUAAAACCAGGCGAAGGCUGUAUUCAUCGUGAAGGUUUACAUAAAUUAGCUGUAUAUAAGGAUACAGAUGGAACUGUUUAUAAAUUUUCAGCUGUAUGUCCACAUUUGAAAGCACUUGUUCGUUAUAAUCCAUUAGAAAAAACAUUUGAUUGUCCAUUUCAUGGAUCACGUUUUGAUAGAUAUGGCAAAGCUAUCAAUGGACCAACAAAACAUCAUUUAUCAGACAGUAAUUGCGAAGUUAUUCCACCAGGAUCGACUUCAUCAAAAUAA
Messenger RNA from Adineta steineri, 1764 nucleotides. The record is from the annotation of a GenBank genome assembly. NCBI's taxonomy places the organism in Eukaryota, Metazoa, Rotifera, Eurotatoria, Adinetida, Adinetidae.